CAGAGCUGCAUCCGGAGCAGAGCUGCAGCAGCGCCGCCUUUUGUGCUGAGGCCGCCGCCGAGCCCCCCAGGGCAGCCUCCUCUCCUUCCCUCCCUCCACCCUAACCAUGGCCUGCCUCCACGAGACCCGAACACCCUCGCCCUCCUUUGGAGGCUUCAUGGCAGCCCUAAGCGAAGCCUCCGUUCGAAAACUCGACCCAGACACUUCGGACUGCACUCCAGAGAAGGACCUGACCCCUACCCAGUGUGUGUUGAGGGAUGUGGUGCCCCUGGGUGGGCAGGGGGGAAGUGGGCACAGUCCCUCCCCGGGUGGGGAAGCCCCCACAGAAGCCUUUGCCAACAGUGUCCUGCAACUGCAUGAGCAGGAGGCUGGGGGCCCAGGAGGGGCUACAGGGCCCACGGAAGGCCGGACGCCCCGGUUCCGGGCGGAUGAAGUCAGGCUGCAGUGCCAGAGUGGCAGCGGCUUCCUGGAAGGCCUUUUUGGCUGUCUUCGUCCAGUCUGGACCAUGAUUGGCAAAGCUUAUUCCACAGAACACAAGCAACAACAGGAAGACUUGUGGGAGGUGCCCUUUGAGGAGAUCCUGGACCUGCAGUGGGUGGGUUCUGGGGCCCAAGGUGCUGUAUUCCUGGGACGCUUCCACGGGGAGGAGGUGGCUGUGAAAAAGGUUCGGGACCUCAAGGAGACUGACAUCAAGCACCUUCGGAAACUCAAGCAUCCCAACAUUAUCACUUUCAAGGGCGUAUGUACCCAGGCCCCCUGCUACUGUAUCCUGAUGGAGUUCUGCGCCCAGGGCCAGUUAUACGAGGUACUCCGGGCAGGACGUCCUGUCACCCCGUCCCUGCUAGUCGACUGGUCUAUGGGCAUUGCUGGCGGCAUGAACUACCUGCAUUUACACAAGAUCAUCCACCGAGACCUCAAAUCCCCAAACAUGCUGAUCACUUAUGAUGAUGUGGUCAAGAUCUCGGACUUUGGGACAUCCAAGGAGCUCAGCGACAAGAGCACCAAGAUGUCGUUUGCAGGGACAGUGGCUUGGAUGGCCCCAGAGGUGAUCCGGAAUGAGCCUGUAUCUGAGAAGGUGGACAUUUGGUCAUUUGGUGUGGUGCUGUGGGAGCUGCUGACUGGUGAAAUCCCCUACAAAGAUGUUGACUCAUCGGCCAUCAUCUGGGGUGUGGGCAGUAAUAGCCUUCAUUUACCUGUGCCAUCCAGCUGCCCCGAUGGCUUCAAGAUACUUCUCCGCCAGUGCUGGAAUAGCAAGCCCCGGAACCGACCUUCAUUCAGGCAGAUCUUGCUGCAUCUGGACAUUGCCUCAGCGGAUGUCCUGUCCACACCCCAGGAAACCUAUUUCAAAUCCCAGGCAGAGUGGAGGGAGGAAGUGAAGCUGCAUUUUGAAAAGAUCAAGUCUGAGGGAACCUGUCUACACCGGUUAGAGGAAGAGCUGGUGACUCGAAGAAGAGAGGAACUCAGACAUGCCUUGGACAUCCGGGAACAUUACGAACGCAAGCUGGAGCGUGCCAACAACUUGUACAUGGAGCUCAACGCCCUGAUGCUGCAGCUGGAACUCAAGGAGAGGGAGCUGCUGAGGCGGGAGCAGGCCUUGGAGCGGAGAUGCCCCGGGCUUCUGAAGCCUCACCCUCCCCGGGGUCUCCUGCACGGCAACACGGUGGAGAAGCUCAUCAAGAAGAGGAACGUUCCGCAGAAGCUGUCGCCCCACAGCAAGAGGCCAGAUAUCCUCAAAACGGAAUCCUUGCUCCCCAAGCUAGACGCGGCCCUGAGCAGCGUGGGGCUCCCCGGGUGUCCCAAGGGGCCUCCCUCCCCUGGACGGAGCCGUCGCGGCAAAACCCGCCACCGGAAGGCCAGCUCCAAGGGCAGCUGUGGUGACCUGCUCGGGUUUCGGGCGUCUGUACCUAAUCCUGAACCUGGGGGGCCAGGGCACCCUGGGAGCAUAGCGGGGGGCCCUUCGGCCUGGGAGGUCUGCCCGCCUGCCCUCCGAGGCCUCCACCAUGAUCUCCUGCUCAGAAAGAUGUCGUCAUCCUCCCCAGACCUGUUAUCUGCAGCACUGGGAGCCCGGGGCAGAGGGGCGGGGGGCGGCGCCCUGGAGCCCAGCUCACCCCCUCCGGCCCAGGGAGACACCCCUCCCAGCGAGGGGUCAGCUCCCGGCUCCACCAGCCCCGAUUCCCCCGGAGGAGCCAAAGGGGAGCCGCCCCCGGCGGGGGCCCAGGGUGAAAGCGUGGGGCUGCUGGGCUCUAGUCGGGAGGGAACAGCCGCGAGAGGAAGCAGGGCCUCGGCCCAGCACCUGACCCCGGCUGCGCUGCUGUAUCGGGCUGCAGUCACUCGGAGCCAGAAGCGUGGCGUAUCUUCAGAGGAAGAGGAAGGCGAGGUGGACAGUGAGGUGGAGCUGCCAACGAGGCAGAGGUGGCCCCAAGGCCUGAACAAACGGCAGUCACUGUCCACCUUCAGCUCCGAGAACUUGUCCGACGGAGAAGAAGGCACGGCCAGCGAGCCGUCCCCCAGCGGCACCCCAGAGGUGGGCAGCACUAACACGGAUGAGCGACCCGACGAACGGUCCGACGACAUGUGUUCCCAGGGCUCCGAGAUCCCGCUGGACCCGCUGGCUCCAGACGGGAGCCCGGGACAGGAAGCGGGGUCCCAGCCCAGUAGCCAGGAGGUGCCAAACCAAGCCUUACUCAGAAGGGAGCAGGGCCUCAACUCGGAGGACUCGGACUUGGACAGCACCGAACUGGAUCAGGCAGGCAGCGCCGACGCCCUGCAGCCCCCGGCCUCCCUCCCUCCCUGAAUGCCGCCCUCGCCCAAUGUAGAAAAAUAUUUAUACAAAUGAUAUAUAUAUACGACACAUAUUCAACAGAGCUGGGCUCCUCCCAGAACUCCCCUCCUCACCACGGUCAGCCAGCUGUCAAUCAAGGCCCGCGAGGUCCCCCUUGGCCCCGCCCUCUCUCCCCUCAAGCUCCCUGGCGGGAGCUGCCUAACUGCACUUUUUUUGGUUUCUGACCCUGUUUACAGACUUUGCACUUGGGAGGAGGGAGGCCAGGCCCAGUCCUCUCCUCUGGGGCUUCUCAGGUGAUGGUUCACCCACUGUCCCUUUUUAAAGCCCUCCCCUUUCACUGGCUCCAGGACUGGGGGAAGGAGAGGCAGGCAGAGAGCAUGUGGUGCCUGGCUGGUGGGCUCCUCCACACCAAGGCCAGCUGCCUUCUGGGGUGGGGACGAGGCCACUGUUGUCAACCCUGUAAGAUACCUUGAAAUAUAACCAAUCCACGCAGGCG
This is a messenger RNA of Gracilinanus agilis (Agile Gracile Mouse Opossum), 3278 nucleotides long. It is a transcript of the gene MAP3K12, whose product is annotated as mitogen-activated protein kinase kinase kinase 12. The transcript has 14 exons. Bases 107 to 2794 code for a protein of 895 amino acids. Gene Ontology annotation, molecular function: ATP binding; JUN kinase kinase kinase activity. The record is from RefSeq and is a predicted model, not a curated record. NCBI's taxonomy places the organism in Eukaryota, Metazoa, Chordata, Mammalia, Didelphimorphia, Didelphidae. Gene Ontology annotation, biological process: JNK cascade; protein autophosphorylation.